CUCAGAGCGGUCCGGUCUGCUCUGCGCUAAACCCCCGUCGUUAGUCAGUUUAAGGCGUAUUUUUUAAAAACACACAUUGGCUGACUAGUUACUUAUUAAAUAUGAGCGACAACGAGAAAGAUUUCAGGGAGCAGGUGAGUUGCGAUUAGCUGUAAAAUGAGAGAAUUACGUUUUUUUUGUAAAAGACGAUACGCUUGCUAACGUUAGCUCGCUUAGCUUAGCUGUUAGUCUCGUUUGCAGGUCUCGUAAUGCCAGCAAGUUUGUCCUCACACAUGAUUUAAGACAUUAUCAUAUUAUAUAAGACUAACCGUAGAGUUGUGUGUGCGUGCGUGCAAGUAAUACAUCUUAUAAGAUAUUUAAAAUGUUAAUGCUGGUUCUAACAUUAGUUGCGGCCUGCAGAGCACAGCAAUCUGUACGGUAACCCUAGAUCUGUGAAGGAUCUCGCGAGAGUUACUUUAUUUUUUAUUUUAAUGCUCUUUCCAUAAGUCUAACCAUAUCUUUGUUAUGCUUAAAAUCUAACCGGACCGCAACCAUUACAUUAUCAUAUCAGUAGUUAUUUAUAUUUAAGUUUCGGUGUCAAACUAUGCGCACGUAUCUCGCGGGUAAUUCUCAUAUGUAGGGUUACCGUGUAGACACAGCCCAGCAGCUGGGAGAUGAGGCCGAGGCUGCGCCACGCUACUUUGAUUUUUAUCGAUAAAUCUCUCGCUAAAAGCGUUCAUGUUAGCUGUUGAAAUGUCGACUAACGGGUUAAUAUUCAUGUAUAUUGGCCGCUAGUCGAUAUUCACCUUCAAGUUUUGUAUCGGUAGCGUUAAAGGACAGGUUCACACAGCUGUGUUUUUUUCUCAAGUGUGUCUUAAAACAACAAUCACAUGUCCAUGUGAGCAGUGAAAGAGGUUUUUAUCGCUGUAAUCAUUCCCUCAUGUUGAUACUUGCUAUUAAUAAAAGUUCCCCAUUAAAUGUGUUUAAGUGAAUCAAAAUCUGAUGUAAUUUUGGGCCAAAAUACUUCAAAAAGUUUAUCUGAAGCUGUGGAAGUAUAGUAACAAAAAGAGGGGAUUUGGCACUAAAAUUGACUAAUACUGAAAGAUUUUUACUAAUUUUGAGGCAAGGCAGUUUUAUUUAUAUAGUGCAUUUCAUACACAAUGGCAACUCAAUGUGCUUUACAUAAAACAGAAAAUUUGAGAAACAUUAAAACUUCAUACUUAGCUUGAGAUAAACUUUUAAAUACAUUUUUACACACGAAGGAGGCCCCCUUCUCAUGGCCUGAUGAAAUAUUUUAUAAGGCCUUACCGAUACUGGAUUUUUGGAAUUGCCAAUACCCAUAUUGGGGAGUAAAAGAAAUCUGAUAUCGAUGUAAUGGCCAAUAACACCUCUGUUACAUAUCUCUGUCACAAGCAUUUGAAAACUACAUAUAAGAGAUUAAGACAUUUUUUGUAAUGAUCCCUCAAAUGUGGUUUUAAAAUGCUUGUGACAAAGAUAUAAAAUAGAGGCCAUGAUAUUUUACAUUAUAUGUUGGCAUAUAUAUAUAUGACAUAUCUUUGUCACAAGCGUUUGAAAACCACAUUUGAUGAGAAAAAUGUGAGUUUAUUUAUACAUAAAGUCACAUUUUUUGUAAUGACCCUUCAAAUGUGGUUUUAAGACGCUUGUGACGAAGAUAUGUAACGGAGGCUAUACUAUUUUUAACAUUAACAAACUUUAUUGAACUAAAUUAAAUUAUAAAACAUGUAUAUAUUAAACUUCUUAAAAAAUAGGGUCCUAUUUUCAUAAUAUACUGCCUAUAUAAGUGUAAUAAACAUCAGCACAUAUCGUACAAUAUAUUCACUGAUACAUGUGUCAUCAAUAUCUGUCAGGCUCUAUUUUUAAUGGUCAGUAUAAUCAGGAGGAGUGAUUAUAGAAAGAAAAACUUAUUUCAGUGUUCAUUUGGGCAGUUGAGUAUUAUUUUAGGACAGACUUGGAAAAAUUGUGAAUGCAUCCUUUAACCCUAUAUUUUUAGUUUAGGACCAAUUCAAGACAUAUAACAUACAUGCUAUAAUAACAUGUUGACGUAUGUUCUGCUAAUGUUUUUCCUGGUUUUUUGCUGUUGUUUUUUCUCUUUUUGUACCUUUUUUGGUUUUUCACAGAAACCAACAUGCCUUAUCACCCUUGUUUGUUCUUUGUUAAGGUUGAGGUUGGAAGAAAGAAAAAACGCGGGAAGACGUUUCAGAUGUGAAGUUGUUAAUGUUUGAAGCUGAUGGUGUUGAUGCAUGCUAAUGUAUUGGAGAUGCUGAAAAGAAGCGGUCAAGAUCUGUCCCCACUACUACUACUACUAGAGUUGUAAAUGGCAGAUGAUGAUAAAUUGGGGGAAGAGGAGGAGGAGAAAGAAGUCAUAAUGUCAAACAGAAGAAAGAAGAAAUGAAGGGUUGUUUUGAAGUAAUGAAGUUAAAGAAGUUAUGAAGUUAAGAUCAGAAGUUUACCAGGGUAUGAGUAAUUUCCUAACAGCCUGCUAUGUUAUCACUCUUUCAUCCUGUUUCUUUCUCUAAAGCAUGCUUGAUUUUUUUUUCCUCUCUGUAUCAGAUACAUCAGGUCAAUCCCUCUACACCUUUUUAGAUUAUUUAUGUUUUUAAUCUGCAUUUCAGCUAAAUUACUUAAAUCUUUCUUUAAUUAUUUGUUAUGUAUGACCUAUUUUCUAUAAGGAAAAUUUCUAAAUAUUUUCUUUCAAACCUGCUAAAUGCCUAAAAUGUGAAUUCCUUCUGAAAGGGGAUUGUAGAGGGUGAACGCAGUCACCUCCUGGCCCUUUUUUUUAUUCUUGUUAUUUGACGCACGCUUGCCUGUAGAAUGGGUUUGAACUCAGUGUCUUGGUCUGUCCAGGACUCAAGGCCUGGCUCGAGGAGCGCCUCCCCUCGGGGCUCGGUGAAAUCCACUAGCCGCUCGCCGGCACGCUCCAAAGAUGGUUCCCGCCGUUCCAGGUCUAGAUCUCGUUCUCGGUCCAGGUCCAAAUCCAAAUCCAGCUCGCGCAGGCACUACUCGCGCUCUCGCUCCCGCUCCCAUCGACGCCGUUCCAGGAGCCGAUCUCGUAGCUGGGAGUACCGCCGGCGUAGGAGCCACAGCCGGUCCCCCAUGUCGAACCGCCGCAGACACAUUGGCAACAGGGCCAACCCCGACCCCAACACCUGCCUCGGUGUGUUUGGGCUGAGUCUGUACACCACUGAGAGGGAUCUGAGGGAGGUUUUCUCUAAAUACGGCCCUUUGGCUGACGUCAACAUUGUAUACGACCAGCAGUCGCGCCGGUCAAGAGGCUUUGCUUUCGUCUAUUUUGAAAAUUACGAGGACUCCAAGGAGGCCAAGGAGCGCGCUAACGGGAUGGAGCUCGACGGACGCAGGAUUCGAGUGGAUUUCUCUAUCACCAAACGGGCCCACACCCCGACUCCUGGGAUCUACAUGGGACGACCCACAUACGGCGGCGGUUCAUCGCGGCGUGUCUCGAGGGACUACGACAGGGGCUACGAAAGAGGCUACGACAGAGGUUACGAACGUGACUAUGAUCGGUAUGAAGACCGGGAGUACCGAUCAUACAGACGCAGAUCCCCAUCUCCUUACUACAGCAGAGGAUACCGCUCUCGAUCACGAUCACGAUCCUACUCACCACGUCACUACUGAGCUGUAAAAGAGUCAACGAGAGAUUCAGUGUUAUUGUUUGGAUGCUUGUUUUUUUUUUUUUUUUUUUUGCCCAGAUAAUUAUACAAUCAGAAAGCAGCCUAAGUGCAUACCUCCUCCAAAGGCCUCACAGCGCUCUUAAAUUUGCUUUAAUGUAAUAAAGAUUGUUUACACAAAUUUUUUGAAGCGGCAUGAUUAAAAACAUUUUGUGGCGGGUUAAAUCGUCACUACAUUUGUAGGGAAGAAUCAUGGUAAUUGUUUGGGUGGAGAUGGACAAUAUUCCUGAUAUGUAUCUACAACUGAUCACUUCUUCAUUGACUCCAGCCCUAACUUUUCACCUCGCUUUAAAUUAAAUUUGUGAAGUAGUAUUUGCCUAUUGUGACAAGCAUGAAUGGAAAUACGACCAGUUUUGGCAGUGGUACUUAAACAGGGGGCUGGUUUGUGUAUCCGUGGCUUGACUGACUGGUGUUUAUAUAAGCAGGUUUUUUUCUGUGACAGUCGUUUAAAAAUUUUCUCUUUUUCCUGUUUGUAUGUAGCCGGUCGCUGUGUGAAGCCGGCGAGAUCUUAGUUUGCUCUCGGAUAUGUUUUAAAUACCAUGUUUCUUUUUAAUUUUGUCUUAUCGGUGGAAAGUACUUUUUUCGGUUGUUGUAUAUAAGCAAUAAAAAAAUGACUUGUU
Messenger RNA from Scomber japonicus (chub mackerel), 4306 nucleotides. It is a transcript of the gene tra2b, whose product is annotated as transformer 2 beta homolog. Bases 2812 to 3633 code for a protein of 273 amino acids. Gene Ontology annotation, biological process: positive regulation of mRNA splicing, via spliceosome. NCBI's taxonomy places the organism in Eukaryota, Metazoa, Chordata, Actinopteri, Scombriformes, Scombridae. Gene Ontology annotation, cellular component: spliceosomal complex. Gene Ontology annotation, molecular function: RNA binding. The record is from RefSeq and is a predicted model, not a curated record. The transcript has 7 exons.